AUGCCAGAACUCACCGAAUUAGACAAAGCCACAGCAUCUAUGACUGAGAAGAGAAAGGAAGAAACCGCUUCAUCAGACAGUGAUUCAGAUGACACCAUCCCAGAAUUGGAAGAUGCUGGUGCACCAGGAGCUGGCGGUAUUACCAACCCAAUUGCUGGCAUUGACAUUGUUUCCAAAGCAAAACAGUCUCGUGGUGAGAAGAAAGCUAGAAAGAUUAUGAGCAAGCUUGGACUAAAACCUGUGCAAGGAGUGAACAGGGUCACAAUCAGGAAAUCAAAGAACAUCCUCUUUGUAAUUAAUUCACCAGAUGUAUACAAGAACCCCCAUUCCGACACUUACAUUGUGUUUGGUGAAGCCAAAAUUGAGGAUCUAUCACAACAGGCCACUAUGGCUGCCGCUGAACGGUUCAAGGCUCCAGAAAGUACAGCUGCCGGCAAUGACACGGCCACUGCAGGAACUACUGUAGCCCCAAUAGCAGAAGAAGAAGAUGAAGAGGGUGUGGAUGAGACUGGUGUUGAUGAAAAGGAUGUGGAAAUAGUGAUGUCCCAAGCAAAUGUCUCCAGAGCGAAGGCUGUGAAGGCGUUACUAAACAACAAAUCGGAUAUUGUUAAUGCUAUAAUGGAACUGACGAUGUAG
Molecule: messenger RNA, 636 nt
Organism: Leptosia nina
Lineage: Eukaryota; Metazoa; Arthropoda; Insecta; Lepidoptera; Pieridae
Source: the annotation of a GenBank genome assembly